Messenger RNA from Ylistrum balloti, 5439 nucleotides. RefSeq names its product hapless 2-like. The record is from RefSeq and is a predicted model, not a curated record. The coding region runs from base 1 to 3393 and encodes 1130 amino acids. The transcript has 23 exons. NCBI's taxonomy places the organism in Eukaryota, Metazoa, Mollusca, Bivalvia, Pectinida, Pectinidae.
AUGCAGCCCCUAGACCCUUCUGUGUAUGGUCCUUUCAAGAGCCUCUACACCAAGGCAGCAAAUGAUUUUAUGAUAAGUCACCCUGGCCAGCCAAUCACAAUUCAUAUUGUAAGUCAGAUUAUCGGCAAAGCUUACCCACUGGCAUUUACUCCAAGGAAUAUCAAUUCCGGAUUCAAAGUAUCUGCUUCCUCAUCAGUUAACCCUAAUGUGUCAACUUCCACAAAUGUUGAACCUGUUGCAUCAACAUCUACCAACACUGAUCUUGUUGCAUCAAUUUCGACAAGCGUUGAUUUUGCUCCGUCAGCUUCCGCCAACGUUGAUCCUGUGACUUCUCCCCAUGCCAACACUCCAGCAGCAAAUUUAAUAAGUUCUGAUUCUGGUUCAAUGUCGUCUGAAAAUAGGAUAUCUAGAGAAAAAAUACAGGCAGUUGUUUUACCAGAAGAAAUAAGUCCCUUUCCAAAGGCGCCACCAAGGAAAGGUAGAGGAGGUCAAAAGAAAGGAAAAACUCUAAUUCUUACGGACACACCAAAAGAUAGUCAAGGUGAUUCAAGUUCAGAAGAGGAAGUUAACGAAAAAAACAUUUGUGAAGAUGACGAUGAUUCCUUUGAAUAUGAUGAAUCUGCUGAGGAAGAGGAAAUAGUACCGCCUGAUUCUGAUUCUCUCGUCCCUGAGGAUUUUGUCAUAAUGUUUUGUCAGUUGUUAAUGUCCUUUUCUCACUGUUUACUGGGAUGUAUUCUGUUAAACACAGACAAUGCUCUAGCAACACUUUCAGUUAUGGAGACAGUGAUUCACACUUGUGAUGUGAAAACACAUGGACAAGAAGGUGCUUUUAAAGAUUUGUGUCAAGAAAAGGUUGACAUUGUAUUGAAGACAUCACUGAAAUUGGGGGAAUCUCAAUUUGUCACUGUAAAUAAAGCAUACUGUCCAGAGGAUAGGGAAGAUGUAAAACUGCUUAAUCCAUUAGUAAUACAUGUUUAUGUAAAGGAUGCAAGUCUUCUGUACCCACUGGAGUACGUAAAGACAGUUAACAACAAAGCUUAUGAAGUUUUCUUUCACAAGGACAACACAAAAAACUAUGAAGGUUGUAAGAAAAGUUCAAUUUGGAAACUGUGUGGAAGAGCAUCUGGACAAGGGUCUGAUGCUGACAGAUCUUUACAUGGAUUUUGCUGCUCUUGUGACGGCUACACUAGUGACAUUUCCUACCAUGUCCGCAGUGGACAGGAUUGUAGUGACACACAUACACCUCUACUGGAGGACUCCACUAUCUACCAUUCCAGUACUCAUUGUCUCAAAUUUGACUCUCUGUGGUACCAUGUUUAUCAGCUGAAAAAGCCUUCCCUAGAAUAUAACUUAGCUGUGGAAAUAUAUAGAGUGGAUGGAGCAGGGGGUCUCAUACCAGUGGUAGAUGACAGCAUAGUGAUGGGAACAUCCUCCCCUAAUUUUGUCUCCAGUAACAACAAGGUCUUUGUCAGCAUCUUGAAUAUACAGAACCAACCAAAACAUGAGAAUCCACUUGGCUACAAAAGAAAUGUUCUUUUGAUUCCUGAACAGCUUGGGAAGGAAGUGAAAAGUGAAGAACUUCCUCUUCAGUUGCAGGGAAAUGCUUCCGAGUUUCUGGUGCUGAACAGAGACCAUCUGGCUCUUAGUGGUGGUGUCUGUGAUAAAGUGGGUGUGUCUUAUAGGGCAUUUGUUGACCAGAGACAUCGAUGUUUGAAGUCUGCUCAGAGUUGCUUUAAAAAUCAACCAAUGCAUUUUUGGCUCCAUGAUAUUCAAAAACAGCUACAAAGAAAACCCACCAAAUACUUUCUCUCAGGGUUCACUGAGAUUAGCAGCAAUCCCCUGGUUAAAAAAUCUGCAAAUUUGUCAUUAUCUCUCCUCUCAAAAGGAAGGUUGUCAGCUAACCUCAUCCUUCAAGCUAAAGUUGACAACAUUUAUCCAACCAGACACGGGAAAUCAGCAUUAAUUACCAAGAUAACUCACACCAAAGCACAGAAAAUACACACAGUGACAGUGUCUGUGUACAACCCUGGUCUUGUGAGGGAGACCUACACUGUGUCUCUCCACUCCUGUAACACCAGUCAAAUUACCUCCAAAAACACAAAGGUACAGGUAGAUGUCCCAGCCCACCAUUCUGCUGAUGCGGUCUUCAAAAUUCACAGCUUGGCUUCUCACCAAGUAAUAACAUGUACAGUUUCGGUCUCUAACUACCGUCUACACAUUGUCAGUGAGCGCGGAUUUUGGUUCAGAGAGGAAGAGAUCUGUAUAUGUCUGGAAAAUAUCAGCUGUACAUGCCAGAGUGAGAAGUUCCAGUCAAACUUUACUCUACAGACUGAUGCCCUCCGUUUAUCUCACCUUCACUCAGUGAUAGUCCAGGGCUACUUCUCUGGACCGGGUGAUCACAGAUUUGUCCUUCUCAUUGUUCUUGUGGUGCUCAUCAUUAUAGGCUUUGUGAAAGGUUUACUGAGUUUGGCCUUUCCAAUACAUGUUGGUCAGUGGGGUCUUUGUCUCUUGCUCAGAGACAAACCUUUGUAUACAUACUAUGAACGGGAGUUAGAACCAUUUGAUGUAACAUACAAUGAAGAUGGAGUACCAGUUCAUCCUGUCAAUCAUAAUCCUGUACAGUUACUGUCCAGAGGUGAGCUGAUGUUCCUCAAUUUGUUUUUCGGUUUCUACAUGAUCUUUAUCCUUCCACAUUAUCUUUUGAGCCAAUGCCGACAACACAAACACCAUCCUAAGAGUGAAAAGAAUAGUAAAGAAGCUGAAGUAGAUUCAUCAGAGAGAGCUGAGAGACAAUCAGUGAUCAUACCUCAGAAUGAUUCACCCCAGAUCACUUUCAACACCACCACUUCUCUCAUGUCAAAAUCAGAAAAGGAGUUGGUACUGGAACUAUACAAGAAACAAAAACAGAAACUAUUGCAUCAUAAAGAAGUUAGCCAAUCAUUGUCUAGAAAUGAGACCGGAUCAUAUCGAUAUGACAUCACAUCUCCAGACCCAGAAAGUGAUGAAUCUCCUAGUAGAAGGAUGACAAGGAUCAAAGAUAGCUCAGGACGGCAAGCUGGAUCUGAUCUUUUCCUUCACAAGCAGACACUAAACACUUUACUACAAACAGACCCUGUAUACUGUAAUAUAGAAAGUGGGCCAUCCAUCUACAUUAAGAAUUCUGGGAAUAAGUACAGUCUAUGUGGUACCCUUGCAAAAGAAAAAAGAAAAUUUGUCUUCCAGCUCGGUGAUUACACCUUACAGACUUAUGAAAAUGUUGGCUUCCCAAAGUUGUUGUCAAGACCACAGAGAAUCCUACAUCCAAUAAGUUUUACACUGUGCCUCACAUCAGUGGGUGUCCACAAAACGAUUACAAUGGAACCACUGCAUCCCUGUCUGAACAGGAAGAUCUGAAGAGUUCCACCACCACCACUGUAUCCCUGUCUGAACAGGAAGAUCUGAAGAGUUCCACCACCACUGUAUCCCUGUCUAAAUAGGAAGAUCUGAAGAGUUCCACCACCACCACUGUAUCCCUGUCUAAACAGGAAGAUCUGAAGAGUUCCACCACCACUGCAUCCCUGUCUAAAUAGUAAGAUCUGAAGAGUUCCACCACCACUGUAUCCCUGUCUAAACAGGAAGAUCUGAAGAGUUCCACCACCACUGUAUCUCUGUCUGAAUAGGAAGAUCUGAAGAGUUCCACCACCGCUGUAUCCCUGUCUAAAUAGGAAGAUCUGAAGAGUUCCACCACCACCACUGUAUCCCUGUCUAAAUAGGAAGAUCUAAGAGUUCCUACACCAAUGUAUCCCUGUCUAAAUAGGAAGAUCUGAAGAGUUCCACCACCACCACUGUAUCCCUGUCUAAAUAGGAAGAUCUGAAGAGUUCCUACACCAAUGUAUCCCUGUCUAAAUAGGAAGAUCUGAAGAGUUCCACCACCACUGUAUCCUUGUCUAAACAAGAAGAUCUGAAGAGUUCCACCACCACCACUGUAUCCCUGUCUAAAUAGGAAGAUCUGAAGAGUUCCUACACCAAUGUAUCCCUGUCUAAAUAGGAAGAUCUGAAGAGUUCCACCACCACUGUAUCCUUGUCUAAACAAGAAGAUCUGAAGAGUUCCACCACCACUGUAUCCCUGUCUAAAUAGGAAGAUCUGAAGAGUUCCACCACCACUGCAUCCCUGUCUAAAUAGGAAGAUCUGAAGAGUUCCACCACCACUGUAUCCCUGUCUGAAUAGGAAGAUCUGAAGAGUUCCACCACCACUGUAUCCCUGUCUAAAUAGGAAGAUCUGAAGAGUUCCUACACCAAUGUAUCCCUGUCUAUAUAGGAAGAUCUGAAGAGUUCCACCACCACUGUAUCCCUGUCUAUAUAGGAAGAUCUGAAGAGUUCCACCACUGUAUCCCUGUCUAAACAGGAAGAUCUGAAGAGUUCCACCAUUGCUGUAACCUUGUCUAAACAGAAGGAUCUGAAGAGUUCCUACACCACUGUAUCCCUGUCUAAAUAGGAAGAUCUGAAGAGUUCCUACACCACUGUAUCCCUGUCUAAAUAAAAAGGCAUGAAUAUUCCUACCAUUACACUGCUGUAUCCUUGUCUGAAUAGGAAGGCCUGAAUAAUACAUCUAUUGAACCACUGUAUCCAAGUCUGAAUAGGAGGGCCUGAACGCUUCCAUCGCCGAAACCAAGUCUGAACAGGAAGGUCUGAAUAGUCCCACCAUUGAAAAGCUGUAACCAAGUCUGAACAGGAAGGCCUGAAUAGUCCCACCACUGAACCGCUGUAACCAAGUCUGAACUGGAAGGUCUGAAUAGUCCCACCAUUGAACCGCUGUAACCAAGUCUGAACAGGAAGGUCUGAAUAGUCCCACCAUUGAACCACUGUAACCAAGUCUGAACAGGAAGGUCUGAAUAGUCCCACCAUUGAAAAGCUGUAACCAAGUCUGAACAGGAAGGUCUGAAUAGUCCCACCAUUGAACCACUGUAACCAAGUCUAAACAGGAAGGUCUGAAUAGUCCCACCAUUGAACCACUGUAACCAAGUCUGAACAGGAAGGCCUGAAUAGUCCCACCAUUGAACCACUGUAACCAAGUAUGAAUUGGAGGUCUGAAAAGUCCCACCAUUGAAAAGCUGUAAACAAGUCUGAACUGGAAGGUCUGAAUAGUCCCACCAUUGAACCACUGUAACCACGUCUGAACUGGAAGGUCUGAAUAGUCCCACCAUUGAACCACUGUAACCAAGUCUGAACAGGAAGGCCUGAAUAGUCCCACCAUUCUAAACUGUUCUAGACAGUGCAUAAAGCCAAGCCAGUAUUGUUUUUAAACUAUGUAAAGUAAUACCCAAGACGAAUGUAAUACUGAGUAUAUUCAUAAUUAUUUUAGUCUUUUCUCUUAGAAUUUUGUUUGGUGAUGAGAAUUGUGUUUACAACAAUGGAUUAUGUAAUAACAUUUUCAUAAGUCAAUUAUUAUUUGAUUUAAGA